CUGCCAUACACUACUGUCAUUGGGCAGGGCAGGACAGGACAGGAUAGGGCACACUCGUUUCAAGUUAGUAGGGGAAAUAUAGGUUUCCCUGUGCGGAAUAAAUAACUAAUUUGUAGUAAAGCUUUUUAUUCAUCAUGGGUUCGGGGGAAAGUACGACCAGAAAAGUGUCUUUUGGUGUGGACGACGAGGAGAGAGUCAGGAUUCUUCGUGGAGUCAAGCUUUCAGAAGAUGUCCUCCAGAGGAUGAGGGGAGUGGCCAACAUGCCUCCACCACGUGCACCACCAUCCACAAGCUCCCAAACAGACAUAGGUACCUCUUUCAGUGCCAACUCCAGCAACCGAUCCCAACAGAACUCACAGCAGCGGGCCCAGUCAAGCACCCAGUCCAAAACUAGCAAAACAACUGCAAAAGUCAAAGAGGCACAGAGGAAGUCUGAACACCAGCAGAGUAUACUGAGGGAGAUGGAGACAGGGAAGGAGGAGAUGAUUAAAGCAAUGAGCAGGGAGAGAAAACAAACACGCCAGGAAGCUGAGAAGGCCAAACAGUUGGUUCAGGAGCUACAGAAGAAAGAAUUACAGCUGAAAGCACUGGAUGCAUUCUACAAGGAGCAGGUGGCGCUCCUGGAGAAGAGGAACAUGGAAAUGUAUGAACAGAGUAAGGAGCAAUUCCACCAAGCUGCCUCCAAGACAGAAUCACAUGUGAGGUCUCGCAACACCGACCCCGUGUGUUCUGGCCUGCAAUCGCAGAUAUUGGCCUGUUACAAGGAGAAUGGACAGCAGACUUUAAGGUGUUCAGAACUGGCCAAAGAAUACAUGCGGUGCAUCAAUACUGCAAAGAGGAACAACCUGGUCAACCACGGCUGAAGAAGAGGUAUAAAACGUUUUCUCACAAAGGCAUCAUUUUCUGUCAUCAACUUUUGUUGAAUUAUGGGACAGUUAAGUUGCUGUUAGCAUGGCUUGUUUUAAAAAAUAUCAUUUUAUACUAUUUAUUUCAAGAGUCUAUUGUCGAGUCAGCAUAUUAUUUGCAGUAUUAUCUGUUGAAAUCAUGCUAUAAUUCUGCACUGCAAAUUUUACACAGGACAAAGAAAGAGUGUUCAAAGAUGUUCAACUAUUUGUCCAAUUUAUAUUGUAAAUAUGCAUCCAAGGCUCCUUCAUGCACCGAAUGUCGAGUUCACUUUGUGUCCUAAUUUCGGCUGCUUGUGUCAAGCUAAAAAGAAGAAUGCAUGGGGACUUUUUGUUUUCAGGAUUUGUGGUUUUAUAUCUCACACAGCAGUUUUAGGUCCUCGUGGACAUGAUUUAAAUACAUCAGAGGUGUAAUGUGUUAUUUCAUUUUUAUUAAAAAAUAAUCAUGGUUUACUAUGGUGUUUG
Dunckerocampus dactyliophorus (ringed pipefish) is the source of this 1367-nucleotide messenger RNA. Its product is annotated as MICOS complex subunit mic25a-like. Lineage: Eukaryota; Metazoa; Chordata; Actinopteri; Syngnathiformes; Syngnathidae. The transcript is spliced from 8 exons. The record is from RefSeq and is a predicted model, not a curated record. Gene Ontology annotation, cellular component: MICOS complex; mitochondrion. Gene Ontology annotation, biological process: DNA damage response; cristae formation. Bases 135 to 863 code for a protein of 242 amino acids.